This is a messenger RNA of Candoia aspera, 1767 nucleotides long. It is a transcript of the gene VSIG4, whose product is annotated as V-set and immunoglobulin domain containing 4. Lineage: Eukaryota; Metazoa; Chordata; Lepidosauria; Squamata; Candoiidae. The record is from RefSeq and is a predicted model, not a curated record. Gene Ontology annotation, molecular function: complement component C3b binding. The transcript has 9 exons. Gene Ontology annotation, biological process: negative regulation of T cell proliferation; negative regulation of interleukin-2 production; negative regulation of complement activation, alternative pathway. The coding region runs from base 49 to 1272 and encodes 407 amino acids.
AGAGAGGACAACAUCUCCCUAGUAGAGAGCAAGACAGUGGUAGAAAAGAUGGAAAGAUGGGCCCAGCUGUGGAUUCUGGGCUUUGUCACCAUUGUCCCUGGAAAAGCUGUCCUGGAUUUGACUGGCACGGACAUGGCCGACGGUACCUGGAGAGCACCAGUCACUUUGCUGUGCAUGUAUGAACCCUCUGCUGACUUCAAGGAGCUCCAGGUGACUUGGAAAUUCUUCGUGCAACACGAAGGGCCUCGCUCCAUCUUUCUCCGUGAUUCCUCCGGGGACCACACGUUCUUGGUUGCUUUCAGAGGCCGAAUCAGCGUUGCAGAGAAGCCCCCCGGAGAUGUUUCUCUCCAUAUCAAGGAACUUGAAAUGACGGAUACUGGAGUAUACACGUGCUCAGUUCGGUGGGAAGCCAAAAACAUGAGCAGAAUCACUAAAGAAAAGACCAUCCAGCUCAAGGUCGUAAAAGUUACAGCAUCCAAGCCGGUCAUUAAAUCCAGCAGCCUGGAAUCUGUCCUGCCCAACGGGACAAGGAUAAGCCUGACCUGCUCAGCCAGUGGUUCUCCGCCCAUCCGUUACCACUGGUACAAGGAAAGGCCUGGAAGAGAAGCAGAGCACCUGCAGAUGGGCGCUGUCCUUGCCUUUGACAGCCUGCAGGUAUCUGAUUCAGCCAGAUACUUCUGCACAGCGGAAAACAGGCUCAGCGUGCAAAGGGAACAGAGCGACUCCUUUCCGCUAACGGUGACAGAUGCUUCUGAAUUCUCCACUGCAGGACCAGACACUGAGUCAGGGGAACACCCAACAGAAACAGCAACGUCAAUCUGGAGAUUUAAAACCCAGACUGCAGCUGCCUCCAGGAGGCCCCAGGGGACCCACAUCAUGAGAGAUGGAGUGGUGACUUCAUCCACACCUUUUGGGAAUUCUUUAGGACAGCAGAAUAAAAUUCCAGGUCAUCAGAGGAAGGUUCUGCCACUGUAUAUCAUCAUCCUGAUCGCUGUGCUCUGUGCUGCUUUGGUCCUUGUGGUUGUCUCUGUGGUUCUUUGCAGAAGGAGGAGGCCUAAGAGUGAUAAUGUUUACGAAGUAACAUACAACAAUAACGCAAAUGAAGACCUCCCAGCCAGCCCAGGAGUCAAUGGUACCUGCGUGUAUGAGGAACCCAAUUCAGCCUUCGGUAACCCCUACACCAUGGAGCCUACCAAAGCUGCUGAAUAUGUGAUAAUGGGUGAAAAGAUGGUCAACGAAUAUGAGAUUCUUGAGAAGAAGUUGGGGAACUGAUGGCCAAAACGCGAGCAGGAAGGAGGAGGACUUGCUACGUCUUCAAGAGCUGAAUCGUGAAGGACCUCUACUCUGCACUUCCACAUGAACACGUACAAACUUGCUGCAUAUGAGCAGAGUCCCCCCCAUCCCAGACUGGUCGCGCUCAGGCCUGGCCACCCAAAUGGGCCUCUUUUGGUCCCUGCAACUCCACCUGCCCAGUGGCAGCUGCUUAGGAACCUCUCUCUGCCCAAGAGCAGCUGAGGCCAGGAUAGCGGAGGGUGGGCGAAGGCUCCCCCUGCGUUUCUCUCAUCGGCGACUGCUGUCUUCAUUUCUCCUUCUUGUGCAUUUGGCAGGUUUGGUUUGUUGGAUGUGAGUUCUUUUUGCUAAAAAACGUUGACACUAAAAUGUGCAUGCAUUUGCUUUUUUUGUCUGCAGUUUUGCCUAGAAUACACAGUUCUUCCAUCUGAUCCGAAGCACUUUUUGCCCUAAUAAAAAGCCCUUUUCUGUUAUAAA